This is a messenger RNA of Exophiala aquamarina CBS 119918, 1527 nucleotides long. RefSeq lists its product as uncharacterized. The transcript has 5 exons. The record is from RefSeq and is a predicted model, not a curated record. The coding region runs from base 1 to 1527 and encodes 508 amino acids. Gene Ontology annotation, biological process: transmembrane transport. Gene Ontology annotation, molecular function: transmembrane transporter activity. Gene Ontology annotation, cellular component: membrane. NCBI's taxonomy places the organism in Eukaryota, Fungi, Ascomycota, Eurotiomycetes, Chaetothyriales, Herpotrichiellaceae.
AUGUCCCCAAACAAGGCUCUGGAAGGUGGCUUUUCUGACUCGCUCACCCACGUUCAGACCGAGACAGGUGAGGGUCAGAUUGUCGCAGCUCCCCGCAAGAACUUCAACACGCUCUCGACGCUAUCACUGGCAACCUCGUUGAUGGCAACAUGGGAAGCUUUGUGCAGUACCAUGGGGGCGGGCCUCGUCAGUGGUGGUCCUGUCUCUCUUGUUUAUGGUUUCAUCGUUGCCGUCAUUGGCAAUCUCGCCACAGCAAUCUCCUUGUCCGAACCAGCUUCGAUGUAUCCCGGAGCUGGCGGCCAAUACCAAUUCAUUGGCGAACUUAGCUCCCCUGAGUCCAGAGCAGUCCUGAGCUUUUUCUCUGGAUGGAUUACCCUCCUGGGCUGGGUUGCUUUAACGGCAAGCGCACCCUACGCAGUCGGAAAUCUCGUCCAAGGUUUGAUUGGCUUGAACAACCCGGACUAUCAACCUGAACGAUACCGAACUACCUUGAUUUAUAUCGCCGUCCUGACACUUUCGUUUUGCCUCAACCAAUGGGGGAGCAGGGUCUUGCCCUUGCUCGAAAAUAUGAUCAUGUUCUUCCAUAUUCUGUUUUUCUUCGUCAUGAUCAUUGUCAUCGCUGUAAUCCCGCCGGAUCGACACUCUGCAGCGUUCGUGUUCGCCAAAUUUCAGAACAACACGGGUUGGGAGAACGACGGUGUGGCGUGGUGCCUCGGAAUGUUGACCUCUGCUUAUAUCCUAGUUGGCUAUGACUCUGCAACUCAUAUCUCAGAGGAGCUGCAUAACCCGAGGGUUGGGGUGCCCCGUGCUAUGAUUGGUUCCAUCCUCAUCAAUGGAGUCAUGGGAUUCGCUAUUCUCAUUGGCAUCUUGUUUGGAAUGGGAGAUAUCGACGCCGCUCUUUCCUCAAAUACUGGCUUCCCCAUCAUCGAAAUCUUCUAUCACAUGACCAGGGGUAACGCUGCCGCUGCCAGCGCGAUGGCGAGCACAAUCAUAGUCUCCGCGUCAUUGGCAACUGUCGGCCUCAGCGCUGCGGCAACUCGGACUCUAUGGGCAUUCGCACGGGACAAAGGGCCUCCGGCUUCGGGUUGGCUGUCUCGGUUGAAUGAAAGAAGUCGCAUUCCCACAAACGCUUUAGUCUUGAUCACAGUGGUUCUGGCGUUAUUGGGACUGCUCAACAUCGCAUCCACAGCGGCAUUUGGUGCAAUUCUGUCUCUCACGGUUGUGGCAUUGAAUCUCUCUUAUCUCUUCCCGGUGGUAGCGAUGCUGUAUCGACGCGUCCGAACCCCCAGUGUCUUGGCUUGGGGCCCUUGGAGGAUGUCCAACGCAGCUGGGAUGAUUGCCAACAUUAUUUCGAUUUGCUGGAUAGUAUUCGUUACGGUGUUUCUCCUUCUGCCUGCUAUGAAGCCAGUUACAGCACUCAACAUGAACUAUGCUAGCGCCGUGCUAGGUGGUGUCAUCAUUUUUGCCACCAUUGAUUGGCUUGUUCGCGGACGAAAACAUUACAAGGGCCCUUUGAAGCACGAAUGA